AUGGUUUUGAUUCAGCUCAAUAGCCAAAUACUCCAGAGAAUCAAUAAUUAUCAAGCCCUUGACAAAGUUAUUUUAACAAUCAACAAUGUUGAAAUCGCCCUCACAAAGUCAUUUGCAGUUGCAAUUUCAGAAUCUUUUUACGCACAGUAUCUUUUAGACAAUAAUUUUGCUAAAAUUGAUAUUACAACCGAAGUGAAAUCACCAGACACAUACAAUAUUUUAAAAGAUAUUCUUCAACUCAAAAAAACGGAAAUCGAAUGCGAUGAAACAAUUUUGAAAGACAUCUUUCAUAUUGGAACCACACUUCGGAUACAAGAACUCAUAGAUUUAUAUAAAGUACAUAUUAUUGAUCAAAUGAAAAUCGACAAAAAUAAUUGCGUUCAAUUACUUGAAUUUUAUUUCGAUAUUUCUUCAAAAGAAAAGAUUUCCGAAUGCAUUGAUUUUAUUUCAUCACAUUUCUAUGAAAUAAACAAAGAUCAACUCAAAACAAUUUCUAAAAAACUUGGAAUUGAUAUUCUUCAAAGAAUAUUUUGCAACGACAAACUUGAACUUGAUAAUGAAGAUUCAUUCGCUAAUUUCAUUAUUUCCCUUACGAAAGAGAGCAAAGAGUUCUAUCUUUUGAUCGAAAACAUUUAUUUUGAGUUUUGUAAUGAACAAACAAUAAAAGACAUCCAAAACUUAACAGAUACUAAUAACUUCCAAAAUAUUGUGAACUCAUUCGGCGAUUCACUAUUGAGAAUAAAGAAUCACAGCUCUAAAAACAGAAACAAGAUUAUUGUUACAUUAGUCACAAAUUAUUUCGAAAGUGGAAAUGUUGAAAUGUCUGCUUCAUCUAUAUGUGCGGGCUCAAUCAGUGACAUUAAUAAAUAUAGAAAUGAUGUUUCUUUUGCUACACAAGAUAUCCCUAAUUCGUGGGUUCAGUGGAAGCUAAAACAAAACUAUGCUAUCCAGCCUAAUGAAUAUAUUAUUCGAUCAUGUCCUCAGUCACAGCCUAAGGUUCAACCACAAACAUGGAGAGUUGAAGGUACUACUAUUAACGGAGAAACAAAAAUCAUCCAUGAAGUAAAUAAAUCACCUCUUAAUAAAGGAGAAAUCCGUAAAUAUCAUUUAAAUACAGAAGACAAAUUUAUAUCAUUCAAAUUAAUUCAAACAGAUAGAAAUUAUUUCGAUAAUGAUCAUUUAGUUCUAGAUGUUUUUGACUUUUCAGGAAAUUUAUUUGAAAAAUCUAGUAGUUGA
Molecule: messenger RNA, 1236 nt
Organism: Trichomonas vaginalis G3
Lineage: Eukaryota; Parabasalia; Trichomonadida; Trichomonadidae
Product: spectrin binding
Exons: 1
Coding region: 1-1236 (411 amino acids)
Source: RefSeq, a predicted model, not a curated record